Panicum virgatum (switchgrass) is the source of this 2081-nucleotide messenger RNA. Its product is annotated as protein POLAR LOCALIZATION DURING ASYMMETRIC DIVISION AND REDISTRIBUTION-like. Gene Ontology annotation, biological process: asymmetric cell division. Bases 309 to 1388 code for a protein of 359 amino acids. The record is from RefSeq and is a predicted model, not a curated record. The transcript has 3 exons. Lineage: Eukaryota; Viridiplantae; Streptophyta; Magnoliopsida; Poales; Poaceae.
CCACAGUGAGGAAUCUGAUGGUUUCUUUUCUUUCCUUUCUUUUCCCCUCCUACUCUCUCUUCUUCAUGUGUCUGUCCCAAUGGAAUGUUCUUUUCCGGGGCAGGUGCCGCGGUCCGGCAACAGGAACGCGCCGACGUGUCCCGUGCGCCCACCGUGCCAACGCCAUCCCGGUUGCCGCCGCGGCUUCCUCUUCUCACGACUCCCGUUGAUCCGCGCCACACGGUGACACGCCGCCCCACUCGACGCGCGCGCUUCGCUUCGCCCGUCCGGGCGUUCACUGUCCCGAGCUCUCGCGCCGCGCCCUCACGAUGGCCGCGCCCGGCGACGGCGGCAUUGGCGAAGCGGAGGCGGCGAGCGCCACGAGGAACAGGAGGACGAUCUACGACUACCUCGGCGAAGGCGAGGAGGGCGAGGGGGCCUGCUCGCCGCCGUCCCCGGGGACGCCGCCGCGGCUGCGGCUCCCGCGGUUCACCUGUGCCAGGAUCCGGUUCGGCCGGAAGCGCGGCGGCAGCCGCGCAGGCCGGGAGGAGGCCGAGGAGAGCGGCGGCGCGUCGUCGGCGGACUCCCCAUCAGGUGCGCGGCGCGCGCGCGGAUCGUCGAAGCAAGCUGCGGGAAGCACCGCCACCAGCAGCGGCACCAGCAGUGGGGCGGCGGCGCAAACAAGCAUGGGGCUGAGCAUGCUCCUCCUCCUCGCGAGGACCUGCGUGGAACUGAACCGGAUGGCCGAGGUGCGCGCGCAGAUGGAGGCGCUCCUCAAGGAGAUCAGAGACGAGGCCGGCAGGGUUAAGGGCGCCGCGGAUCACGCCACCGUCACGCCGAGGACCUGCGACGGCAACCUGCCGUCGACGUCGAUGACUACCGCGUCGUCAAGCUGCGUCUCGGACACGAGAACGAACAACCGCCUGGAGAUCGCGCGCGGCGAGGACGGGAGGAGGACGCCGGAGGACGAGGGGUGCGCCGGAGUGGUCGACGGCGCGCUGGAAGCAGAGCUCGAGGCAGUGCCCGCGCGGCGUCAACCACCAGCUCUAGAGUGGACGUGCAGCACCGAGCAAGACACUGCUGAGUGCUCGAUGCAGUCGUCGCCGGACGAGGACGAGUUCAUCGAGCUGGAAGGAGGGCGCUUCGGCGGCGACGGCGGCGACGGAGGAGACUCCGACGACGGCAGCGAGCGGAACGAGGGAGGGGUCUCGGCGACCGAGCUGGAGCGGAGGCUGCACGAGCUCCGGCACCGGCGUGACCGGGAGCGGAUCUCGGCGCUGGAGUCAGCGCUGCGGCGCGCGGAGCGGAGGCUGACGGAGAAGGAGAUGGAGGCGCGGCUGUGGCAGGAGACCGCCGCGCUGGCGCUCGGGGGGCAGCCGGCGCCGCGCGACGCCGGGCGCGGACAGUGACCCCGCGGCGCGCCGUACUGGCGUGGCGGCUUCUGUACUCGUACGAUGCUCGGGAUCUGGUCCGCAGGUUAACGAUGAUCAUGAACAAGCUCCUCUUGGCUCUGAUUCUGAUCUGACAGAGUGUUACCAUAACCUUUUUAUUCGAUUGCUCGAUCAUCCAGCUGCCCAUGGAGAAAUAAGAACUCAAUCAGCUGGAGCGCGUUUAGUUGCAGUGUAGCAGCCAUCCACAUGUGAGAUUGUGACGUUGCACGACCGUACAGCAGAGGCGCGAACAUGCACGGCGGCCGCACGGAGGAACACGACGGCGCCUGCCGUGCCGUGGGCCGUUGCAAUCGGUUGCUCUCUCUCUCUCUCUCCCCCAGCGCAAAUCCAAUUCAGCCAUCGCCCGCUGGCGGGCGAUCCGCAUGCGCUGCGCCUGACGCGCUCCGCUCCGUGGGCCCACCUUUAGGAUGUUUCCCACCUGAUUACCUUAGUGUGCAUCCAGUUUAUUUCCUUUUUUCUUUAGUUUUCUAUUUUUUAGUUUUAAUUCUCAACAUGUGGGUAGCUACAAUCAUUACUAUAGACAAAUCAUUACUACAUCAAAUAUUUUUCUUCCAUUUAUUUUUUUUUUCAUUUUUUCCUUCUUUCCUUAUUUAACAUGUGGAUAGCUACAAUCAUUAGCUACAUGGCUAAUCAAAUUUAUAUGUUUGAAAA